Colletotrichum orchidophilum is the source of this 387-nucleotide messenger RNA. RefSeq lists its product as uncharacterized. Gene Ontology annotation, cellular component: cytosol. The record is from RefSeq and is a predicted model, not a curated record. The coding region runs from base 1 to 387 and encodes 128 amino acids. Gene Ontology annotation, molecular function: protein-disulfide reductase [NAD(P)H] activity. Lineage: Eukaryota; Fungi; Ascomycota; Sordariomycetes; Glomerellales; Glomerellaceae. The transcript has 3 exons.
AUGCCCGUCAUCACCACAAAGGAGCCGGCCUCGGCCGUCGCCAAGGCCCUCCAAGCCGAAGCCAGCAACGCCAAGCCAGCGUACCUCGUCGUCUACGCCUCGCACCGCAACGGGCGGUCGUGGUGCGGCGACUGCACCGCCGCGGAGCCGUACAUUGAGAAGAAGUUUAGCGGCAGUGAGGAUACCGUCCGGGUCGUCUAUGCGGGGUUGCCCGAUGAGUGGAGAACAAAAGAGAACCCGUGGAGACAGGUGCCGUUCAACGUUACCAACCUGCCGACCCUCAUCAAGGUCUCGGGAGACAAGAAGUGGGAGAAGCUGGUCGAAGCGGACGUCUACGACCAGAAGAAGCUCGACGCUUUUGUCGGCGGCGGCAACAGCCGUCUGUGA